GGCUGCUACUGAAGGACCGCUGGGUUGAGGGGCUGUCUGGUGCUGUAGGGCUGGACCCCUUACGGAAAAUCCAAGCUUCUGUCCGGUGCUGAACUAAUCUGAACCCAUGGUACCCAGCAGAGGUGGCCCUAAUUCUGAGGGCCUUGCACCUGUCCCUCCCCAAGCUCUGUUCCUCUGACCCUGAGGUAGGACAGUUUGUUCCCGUCAGGGGGGCCGCAGAUUAAUGUCCCUCACUCGCUGUCAUCCUUCAUUCUCUGAUCACUUCAUCUCCCGUCUGUGACCCCUGACCCUGCCGUGACCUUUCACCUCGGGAGGGAAGAGGAACAAUGCCAAGGUCCUUUCUGGUGAAGAAGGUGAAGGACGGCUUCUGUUCGGCAGACAGUGAGAGCGCGUAUGUCAGACACCGCACCGACUUCAGCGCACACCUCGCCGACAAAGGCUACAUAAGUGAUUUUAUCACCCCUUCUGUGUACGACGGGGACAGCGAUGGAGUCAUCAAAGUCCCUUCACCCGACACCCUUUACACAGCCGUGCACAGUGAAUACGGUGCCCCGGACUCCGAGCCUCCCGACAGCCCUCGCUCAGAGAUCACCGGGGGUUACAUUAACGGGGAUACGGCGGUCAGCGAGGGAUACUCGGUGGAUGCCUUUUUCAUCACGGACGGGCGUUCUCGCCGCAAAGUUUUGAAUGGCGGGCGCUCCAUACAGAGGCACAGCUGCAGCGAAUGCGGGAAGAGCUACGCCACGUCUUCCAACCUGAGCAGGCACAAGCAGACUCACCGCAGCUUGGACAGCAAGCUCGCCAAGAAGUGCCCCACCUGUGGCAAGGUAUACGUGUCCAUGCCGGCCAUGGCUAUGCACCUCCUCACCCACGACCUCAAGCACAAGUGUGACACCUGCGGAAAGGCCUUCAGCCGGCCGUGGUUGCUGCAGGGCCACAUGAGAUCCCACACGGGAGAGAAGCCGUUUGGCUGCGCCCACUGCGGAAAAGCUUUCGCCGACCGCUCCAACCUCCGCGCUCACAUGCAGACGCAUUCCGCCUUCAAACACUACAAGUGCAAACGCUGCAGCAAAACCUUCGCACUCAAGUCUUACCUAAACAAGCAUUACGAGUCUGCAUGUUUCAAAGGGUCGGUGCCUCCGCUCAGCCCCAUGGAGGACUAGAGAUGGUGCCGCGGUGGGACAGAGGACGGGUCGCCAUCCGACACCCUACAGCAUCUGCUCCCGGCAGCCCUGAGGGAACGAAGUCCAUCCCCUUCAAAACUGCGCCUUGCCUCCUUGCUACACCUGGUGCUGCGUUCUCCGGGAGCUGAAGAUGAACCGGGGGAGGUCUGAG
Spea bombifrons (plains spadefoot toad) is the source of this 1335-nucleotide messenger RNA. It is a transcript of the gene SCRT1, whose product is annotated as scratch family transcriptional repressor 1. The record is from RefSeq and is a predicted model, not a curated record. The transcript has 2 exons. Lineage: Eukaryota; Metazoa; Chordata; Amphibia; Anura; Pelobatidae. The coding region runs from base 327 to 1163 and encodes 278 amino acids. Gene Ontology annotation, biological process: regulation of DNA-templated transcription. Gene Ontology annotation, molecular function: RNA polymerase II cis-regulatory region sequence-specific DNA binding; DNA-binding transcription factor activity, RNA polymerase II-specific.